UUUAUUUUAUUUACACUUUUUUAAUUGACACUUUUCCAGAUUUGUUACUCCAAAAAAUGAAAAGUAAAUUUAAUAUUCUUCAGGAUCUGGAACCAGAAGAAGAAGAUGAGGCAAUGGAAGGAGGAAGCAAUAUAUCAAAUAAUUUGUUAAAUAUAGAAGAAAUUGAACAGUUGGUAGAACAACAUUUAAGAAGUGAUGAUUGUCACACUGCUGCUUUUUGGGCGGAAAAAUUGUUGGCAAUAAGUAGAAGACAGGGUGAUCGUUCUUUAAGUGAACGACUACCACAGAUUGCCAAUUAUUUAAUUGUGAGUUUUUUAAUUAUGGAUUUUGAGGAAUUGGCGAGGUUUUUGUUUUUAUCGUCCUUGGGGUUUUUUCAAUGUAAAUGCUUUAUGAUCCUUGGGUUUUUAUGGUCCUUGGGGUUGGAGUUUCGUGUUUUGGGCCCCUUAUUUUAA
Messenger RNA from Meloidogyne enterolobii, 452 nucleotides. Lineage: Eukaryota; Metazoa; Nematoda; Chromadorea; Rhabditida; Meloidogynidae. The record is from the annotation of a GenBank genome assembly.